Messenger RNA from Erythranthe guttata (spotted monkey flower), 1859 nucleotides. Its product is annotated as protein IQ-DOMAIN 24. Gene Ontology annotation, molecular function: protein binding. Lineage: Eukaryota; Viridiplantae; Streptophyta; Magnoliopsida; Lamiales; Phrymaceae. The record is from RefSeq and is a predicted model, not a curated record.
UGAAUAGUGAAAAACUAGUAAAUACUAAAAAGAAGAUAUUUGAAUGGAAAAAAAUUGGAGAGCAAAGGUCUCUUAUUACCUGUCAAUUGUCGCCUACUAUAAAAAUUCAGGGCCCCAACAUCCAACCACCACCACAACACCACCCCAGCGCGUCGUCUUCACUCUCCCCUACUCUGCAAUAAAUACCCCAACACCUCCUCAUAAAACAACUGAUCAUCUACUCCACUAAUAGCUAUAAUGAGACAUGGGUAGGACCAGUAAGUGGUUCCGUUCACUCUUGACCUCCAAAAAGUCGUCGGAAUCUUCGCCGGCGAAGGAGAAUAACAAGAAGAAGUGGGGGGCUCCCUCCAAUUCAGGAAACAACUCCGUUGCAUUGAAGAAUCAUGCCGGCGACCCCCUGUCGAGUCCGUACAUCGCCGGCCUCGACGCCAACCGGCACGCGAUAGCGGUGGCCGCCGCCACCGCGGCGGUGGCGGAGGCGGCGCUCGCGGCGGCACACGCCGCGGCUCAGGUGGUCAGACUGACCAGCGGCGGCGCUAGCCGGAGAGGCGCCGCCCCCACGUACGGCGGCGGUGAUCGGAGGCGGCCGGUGGCGGCUGCUGUCAGGAUUCAGUCGGCUUUCCGAGCGUACUUGGCGAGGAGGGCGUUGAGGGCACUAAAGGGAUUGGUUAAGCUUCAAGCGCUCGUGAGAGGUCACAUUGUACGGAAACAAAGUGCGGAUAUGCUGAGGCGAAUGCAAGCGAUGGCCCGAAUUCAGGCCCGGGCCUCUACUCAUCGAUCUUACACGUCUGAUUAUUCCAAUCCCACUAUCAAGUUUUCCAAUUCCCAUCAUACGGACGUCGCAAAUAGUCUCGGAAAAUAUGAACAGAGGACGAGUAGUUCCAAACAUUGUGGAUCUCUUCUUCAGCAAAAUAAUUCAAGAUUAAGAAUGGGAAAUAAUAAUAGUUCGAGCAACGAAAACUCGCACUUAGCUUCGAGAUGGUUAAAUCACUGGAUGGAACAAUCGACAUGGAACAACCUCCACGAUGCUGACGACGAAAGAAGUGACAAAAUACUCGAAGUAGACACAUGGAAGCCCCACCACCCCACCGCCACCACCGCCACUCGAAAUGACCAAAAUGCCCCUCCUACUUCCCAAUAUUUUUCCGCAUGGCAAGACCACUCGAGAGCCGUUCCCUUAUCAUCGAAACAUCAAAAACCGAACCCUAGUGCAUCUUCCGAGGACUUUUCGUCGCUGAAAUCGCAGAAUCAUCAAAUCUCAGCAUCUUACUGGACGGCAGAAAACAGCCCGAGACUGCAUUCAUCAUCUUCAGUGGGACCCACGGGCAGCGACCAGAGGAGGCCGUUCACUCCGGCGAGGAGCGAAUGUUCUAGAAGCUUGUUCGGAGAUUUCCUCGGCCACCCUAAUUACAUGGCGAACACGGAAUCUUCCAGGGCUAAAGUUAGGUCUUACAGCGCGCCAAAGCAGAGGUUUGAGGAGCUCGCCAAAUUUAGCCGGGAUUUUUGGGAAACGGACACUAUUUCCGAAAAGGGUUCGGUUAUUUUGCCAACUAAUAAUCGGAGUACAUAUCAGGUGAAGAGGCAAGGGACUCCUACACGCAAUUACAGGCGUAAGGCCUAAGUAUGGAUAUUGGUUCGUUUGUCCGAAUUUGUGACGAGAACUUUGGGAGAGUGGUGGGACAAAAGGGACCAGCAUUUUUCUUGUACAAUUUGGCUGUUAUUUUUUAGUGUGUUGUUGUUGUAUGUUUGUGUGUGCAAAAAAUGUUUGAGUAGCUGCCUUAAUUAUUAAACCCUCUGUUUCACGAUAUUUGUUACUAUUGAGAAUUUCUUUUGUUCGAUAUUAUCUCACUUUAGGAUUU